This is a messenger RNA of Sparassis crispa, 582 nucleotides long. RefSeq lists its product as hypothetical. The coding region runs from base 1 to 582 and encodes 193 amino acids. The record is from RefSeq and is a predicted model, not a curated record. NCBI's taxonomy places the organism in Eukaryota, Fungi, Basidiomycota, Agaricomycetes, Polyporales, Sparassidaceae. The transcript has 2 exons.
AUGAUUGCGGAAGGUAAACCUUUCAAGGGAUUUAUCCUCGACUUUGAUUACAGUAGUUUCUGGAUGGACGUACAAGCAAAGAAGAACCUCGUACCCGCGAUCGUCGGCGCUGUCCUGGAGGCUCGCAAACGGUACGGCGACCGUCUCUUCGAAGAAGGAGACUCUGCGAGAAUGAAAAUGCUCAGUGUCGGCGAUAAUGUGAUGCGCGAAUUGAAAGAGAGAGCGGGAACACCAGCUUUCAUGGCCAUAGAAUUUCUCGGUAGACAUACGCCAAUCGUGCAUGAAGUUCAUCACGAUCUGGAAUCUUUUUACUGGCUUUUGAUCUGGCUCGUGCUCAGGCAUACCAAUGAUGACCAUCACCAUGGCUCCUCGGCUGUUUUCCGAGGUGACGAAAAUUUGUGCAGAACUCACAAGAUUGUGUUUCUUCUUUUUGAAACACUGACAGUUCGAGGGAAUGCUCCUCUGACGCAUCUUCUCAAAUCCUUGGCGGCUCUAGUCAUGAAGUCCAUCUGUUGGGCUAAUCUGAAGACCGAUAUUGUACGCCUCACACACGCAGCAUUCUUGCAGGCACUGAAUGAAUGA